Messenger RNA from Dioscorea cayenensis subsp. rotundata (Guinea yam), 520 nucleotides. RefSeq lists its product as uncharacterized. Bases 47 to 520 code for a protein of 157 amino acids. Lineage: Eukaryota; Viridiplantae; Streptophyta; Magnoliopsida; Dioscoreales; Dioscoreaceae. The record is from RefSeq and is a predicted model, not a curated record. The transcript has a single exon.
UCAUCUUUUCUCUUCUCUUUUCUCUGAAUUCCAGAUCUCAAUUCAAAUGGGAAAUCAAAGCUCAUGUUUUUUCUCCGGAAGCUGCGGAUCAGCGCCGCUGAUCUCCUUCAUCGCCCCCGACGGCAAUCUCGGCUGCAUCGCCUUGCAGAUGCCCACCGCCGCCGACCUCAUGAUCGAGUUCCCCGGCCACGUGGUGGCGAUCGCUGAGAGCUCUGCCGCCGGAGCUAAGAUUUCUCCGAUCAAAGCCGAUGAGGAGAUGAGAUCGGGAUUGGUUUACCUUCUGGUCCCGGUUGAUCGGUUUGGGUUUAAGGCCUCUGACCGGCAGAUGGAGGUUGCCAAGGCCGCCGUUGAAAGCCGGCGCCGGAGAAGGAAGGGGAUGGGAUCCGGAUCCGAUAAGAGGUUGUUCCCGGUUGCAGCCUGUAAGGGUGAGGUGAACACAGGGUCUGCCGGUAACCGGGUUAGGCCCGUUAAUCAGUGGCGGCCCGUUUUGGAUACUAUCCAUGAAGCCCUUUCACAAUAG